AUGUCCCCUAUCGACUUGGCCGCCACUAUGCGCUCUAUAUUGGAUGGUGAUCAUAACCUAAGUACGGAGUUAACCACAGCUCUCGUAUCCUUGGGUUCCGCAGUUGAUCAAAUAAAAACCCAGCAGGAGAACUCCGCUAAGGAGUUGGAAUUAAUAAGAAAAAUGACCAGAACCAACUGGUUAUUGGUCAUUAAUCUUCCUCUUCCUUUCGGACAAUCCAAACGCCAGUCCCUGCAACUGUUAUUUGAGAAAAUUGGCUACUCAAAACCACCAUUUGAUUCUGAGAGGGACCUUAUUGCCGCAGAUAUACUAUAUGUGAGCAGAAACGGAUCGUGUAAUAUGGCAUUUUUCGUACCGCAACGUCAUUACGAUUUUUUGAUGAGCGCAGAGUUUCAACGCAAGAUUGUGGCCUACAAUCAAAAGGUCUCCAGAGGUUCGUUAAAAUUAAUCAAAGUAGCGUAA
Messenger RNA from Cylicocyclus nassatus, 462 nucleotides. The record is from the annotation of a GenBank genome assembly. Lineage: Eukaryota; Metazoa; Nematoda; Chromadorea; Rhabditida; Strongylidae.